Molecule: messenger RNA, 620 nt
Organism: Parathielavia appendiculata
Lineage: Eukaryota; Fungi; Ascomycota; Sordariomycetes; Sordariales; Chaetomiaceae
Exons: 3
Coding region: 1-408 (135 amino acids)
Source: RefSeq, a predicted model, not a curated record
AUGUUGUUGAGUAAUUUCAAAGUCAGCGCAACCGAUCGCGAGCUUCGCACGGUGCUCACAGGCCUCUGCAACAAUGACACAACCAAGAGGAAGGCUGAGAAGCUGUUUCGCCAGCCCGAUCAGGCUGCAGCGGCAUACCAGCAGCGCAUCGUUGAAAUCGACUACGCGAGCGAGGCAUGGGUGGACUGCUACGGCGACGAGAUCCACGACAGCCCGGAGAUGUGCGAGGACAAACCCCAGGGAUUCAUGUGGAGCUGCUGCGAAGAGAGUUCUGAGUCGCCCGGAUGUUUGCGUGGCGCUCAUAAGCAGGGCGGCGAAAAGAGGGCAAGGUCUUCUCCUUUGAGGCCGACGAGAGGGAGCGCCAGCAAGAGGGCAAGGUUUGUGCACUCUCCCCAACGAGAGGACUAAAUGACUGGGGCUGAGACGAGCAGGACUGAGUGAGUGUGUUGAGCAAGGCGAUGCCUCGCAAAAUCCCUUGCGUGCGAUUGAUGGCUUUUCCCUCCAUUGAUCGCCGCUGCAUAUCGCUGGGACCUGGGCCUUGGUCAGGUCAAGGAGAAGAGGCUUUGGGGUGCCCUCUUGAAUAUUGCUGAUAAGGUACCCGGCAAUGUGCCCCUCGUGAU